AAACCCCAAGCCACCCUGUCUCUCUCUCUGUCUCUCUCUCUCUCUCUCUCUGGCCGACCAUGAAGGAGAACAAUCCUUACACAACUCUGUGUCUCUCCCUCUUCUCUCUCCUCCUCCUCGUCAACCCCAGCCUCUGCCUCUCCUCCACCCCGCCCGUGUCGGAGCUCUUCGAAGCCUGGUGCAAGGAGCACGGCAAGGCCUACUCCUCCGAGCGCGAGAAGCUCCACAGGCUCCGGGUGUUCCGAGACAACCUCGACUUCGUCGCCCGCCACAACGGCAAUGGGAGCUCCUCCUACGCCCUCGCCCUCAACGCCUUCGCCGAUCUCACCGACCAAGAGUUCAGGUCGUCCCGGCUGGGCCUCUCGAGGGCCGCAGUCAACGCCGGCCGGCCGCGGAUUGCGGGGCCCGGGCCCGGGCCCGGCCUCGGCGUUCCUUCGUCGGUUGAUUGGAGGGAUAAAGGAGCGGUGACGCGCGUCAAGGAUCAAGGAAGCUGUGGGGCUUGUUGGUCAUUCUCAGCCACAGGGGCCAUUGAAGGAAUCAAUAAGAUCUUCACAGGAUCUCUUGUGAGCCUGUCUGAGCAAGAGUUGGUCGACUGUGACAAGACAUACAACGAUGGAUGCGGUGGUGGACUCAUGGACUAUGCAUUUCAGUUUGUCGUUGAUAACCACGGUAUAGACACCGAGGAUGAUUACCCAUAUCUCGUUCAAGAUAGGACUUGCAACAAGCAAAAGCUAAGGAGACAUAUUGUGACAAUUGAUGGAUAUGUUGAUGUGCCUGCAAACAAUGAGAAAAUGCUGCUACAAGCUGUGGCUAAUCAGCCAGUAAGUGUGGGUAUUUCUGGAGGCGAGAGAGCAUUUCAGUUGUACUCAAAGGGGGUUUUCACGGGUCCAUGUUCAACUUCUCUGGAUCAUGCUGUAUUGAUAGUAGGGUAUGGAUCGCAAAAUGGAGUUGAUUAUUGGAUUGUGAAGAACUCAUGGGGAUCAAGGUGGGGAAUGGAUGGUUAUGUUUAUAUGCAACGUAAUAGUGGAAAUGCUGAAGGCUUAUGUGGCAUCAAUAUGCUACCUUCUUAUCCAACUAAGACCAGUCCAAACCCUCCUCCCUCGCCGGCACCAGGUCCUACAAGGUGUGAUCUUUUCACGUAUUGUUCUGAGGGCAAAACUUGCUGUUGCAAGUCUCGCUUUAUCGGAAUAUGCCUUUCCUGGAAUUGUUGUGGGCUCGAUUCUGCUGUAUGUUGUAAGGAUCAUCAUUAUUGCUGCCCACAAGAUUAUCCUGUAUGCGAUACAACAAGCAACCAAUGCCUCAAGCAUUCUGGAAAUCUUACUGAAACAGAAGCCCUCAGAAAAAGAGGUUCUUUAAGGAAGCAAAGCAGUUGGCAAUCUAUAGUAGAGGGUUGGAUUUUGUAGUCUCAACAAAGUAUUACACAUUCUCCUCAAAGUUGCAUACACGUAUGUACGUAAAGAGGAAUAGUAGAUGUCUAGCUAAAAAGAGGGCUACAGUUCAGAGGACCUCACAAUUUUUUUGAAUUGGUUGAUAACGUGCCAGAUUGAUUUUUUAUAUUUCUCAAUGUGUCCAAGGUGCCGUCAUUUCAGGAGGUUUUAGGUGUGUAUGGAUUUGAAGAACUCCCAACUACUAAAGCAAAGCAGAUUCAAGGAUCGGGGAAGACAUGUGAUUGACAAAAAAGCUCAAAAAGGAAAGCAUCUGAAUUUUUGUUUCUCAAGUAACAAUACAGAGUAAGCAUUAUAUAUGCGGCAAUACAAGAAUUCUGCAUUGAGUCAAAA
This is a messenger RNA of Syzygium oleosum, 1778 nucleotides long. RefSeq names its product low-temperature-induced cysteine proteinase. Bases 60 to 1403 code for a protein of 447 amino acids. Gene Ontology annotation, molecular function: cysteine-type endopeptidase activity. NCBI's taxonomy places the organism in Eukaryota, Viridiplantae, Streptophyta, Magnoliopsida, Myrtales, Myrtaceae. Gene Ontology annotation, cellular component: lysosome. The transcript is spliced from 5 exons. The record is from RefSeq and is a predicted model, not a curated record.